This is a messenger RNA of Zootoca vivipara (common lizard), 3110 nucleotides long. RefSeq names its product SUV39H1 histone lysine methyltransferase (gene SUV39H1). Gene Ontology annotation, molecular function: protein binding; zinc ion binding; histone H3K9 methyltransferase activity. The record is from RefSeq and is a predicted model, not a curated record. Lineage: Eukaryota; Metazoa; Chordata; Lepidosauria; Squamata; Lacertidae. Gene Ontology annotation, cellular component: nucleus.
GCCGCUCCGAAACCUCUCGCGCUCCCCGCGAGAGGCGAAAAAAAAAGUUUCCGGCGGCCUCAGUGGCUGGAGCGGAAAAAAGCGCAAGAUGGCGGAAAAUUUAAAAGCCUGCACUGUUUGUUGCAAAUCAACCUGGUCCCACCUCCAGGAUCUCUGCCGUUUGCAGAAAGUUUGCUGCCCUGGCUUGGGUAUUACCAGAAAAAACCUCUGUGAUUUUGAAGUAGAGUAUCUGUGUGACUACAAGAAAGCUCGGGAUGAGGAAUACUACCUGGUGAAGUGGCGGGGCUACCCUGAGUCGCAGAACACUUGGGAGCCCAGAAAGAACCUGCGCUGUAUCAGUAUACUCAAACAGUUCCACCGGGACCUAGAGCAGGCAUUGAUUCGACGAGGAAGCAAGUUAAGAAAGAAUACACGCUUGCUUGACCAAGGCAUCUCCAACUACCUAGUGCAGAAGGCCAAACAGCGGCGGGCUUUGCAGCAUUGGGAAUAUGAACUCAAUGCCAAGCGCAACCACAAGGGAUGCAUUGUGGUAGAGAAUGAGGUGGACUUGGAAGGGCCUCCCCGGGACUUUGUCUACAUUAAUGAGUACAAGGUUGGGGAGGGCAUCACUCUCAACCAGGUGGCUGUGGGUUGUGAGUGCUCAGACUGUCUGUCAGAAGCAGCAGGAGGUUGUUGUCCUGGUGCUUCACACCAUAAAUUUGCGUAUAAUGAGUUUGGCCAAGUGAAGAUCAAGGCUGGCAUGCCCAUCUAUGAGUGCAAUUCUCGCUGCAGCUGUGGGAUUGACUGCUCUAACCGUGUGGUGCAGAAAGGCAUUCGUUACGAUCUUUGCAUUUUCCGGACAGAUAAUGGACGUGGCUGGGGUGUGCGCACACUGGAGAGGAUCCGCAAGAACAGCUUUGUCAUGGAAUAUGUAGGAGAGAUAAUCACAUCAGAGGAGGCUGAACGACGGGGUCAGAUCUAUGAUCGACAGGGUGCCACCUACCUCUUUGACCUUGAUUACGUAGAAGAUGUAUACACAGUGGAUGCCGCAUACUACGGCAACAUUUCACAUUUUGUCAACCACAGUUGUAACCCUAACCUACAGGUUUACAAUGUCUUCAUUGAAAAUUUGGAUGAGCGGCUGCCACGCAUUGCCUUCUUUGCUACUCGACCUAUCCGUGCUGGUGAGGAACUCACCUUUGACUACAACAUGCAAGUGGACCCAGUAAAUGCAGAAAGCACAAGGAUGGACUCUAAUUUUGGCCUAGUUGGAGGCCUGGCUGGCUCUCCAAAGAAGCGGAUGCGCAUUGAGUGUAAAUGUGGCACAGAGUCUUGCCGGAAAUACCUCUUCUAGUUCCUUGCCAGUUUUGCUUUAAAGUUGUCUGGUUAGACUUGGACUGGAAUUCAGUACAGAAGUGGCAGUUGCUGAAAGUUUGAAGGCAGAGGGUAAGAGUCAGGAACUUACCUGCUUAAAACAAAAAACACCUAGUACUUUGAAUUGCAAAGAGAGCAAUGACUGACAUUUCUUAUGCUACCCAGCCUUGACUGGCUGCUUCUUACUGCCAGACUGAAAUAUUCUUGCAGCAGCUGAGAGAUUCUUCAGCUGGCAGGAGAUUGGUUCGACUUGUCAAACUUGCUGUUGAUGUCCUGGUUGGAAAAACACAGCAUAGUAUCUCAUAAGUCUAUGGAUGUCUUAUUAGAACCUCAAUUACAGCUUUUUACUAUUUUUGAAGGCUUGAUUGUGAGUGCAGUGUGGCAGAGAACACUGACUAGUUUCUUAUAUUCAGUGUGGUUUUCUAAGGGAUACAAGUCUUGGUUUUACAGCAGAACUGCUUUCUAGCCUCAUUUAUGAGUAAGUGGUAAAACACAAGCCAUUUAAAAAAUGGAUUUAUCUGCACAAAGACUCUCUGUAUUACCUCAGUGUGCCGUAUGACUGUUCCCCACCUUUUACACAUCCAUAGAACUUGUUUUCAUUGAGGAUGGGAGAGGCCCAUGUAAUUUGUACUUGAAGUUGCACUUAAUACCCAUCGUAAAGCCCUGUGCAAAGUGAAAAGCCACAAUGUUGCCUCUUGUAACUAAUGAAUUUGUUUUGAAAAGAAUAUGUUUUUAAAUAUACAGUAUAUAUAUUGGAAAUGGGUUGGGGCAAAGAAUCUAGCUUCUGGAAACCACUGUAUUUUGGAAGCUGUGAUGAAGCUUGUUAAUUAUGACUGAUGAAAUUAGAUGGCUGGGUUCCUUAUUUUGCUUGUGACAUAUCUUGUAUUUCAUUCUUUGAAGCAAAAACUCAGAUAACUUCAGUGUGUGCGGCGAGUGGGAACUAGAAACCAGUGUUAGCCUAACAUAUUCCAGAAAGUCAUUCCAGUUCUUCAGAUCAUUCACUUGUUUUGUGCUACCUUCAUCAGCCCUAAGAACUACAAAAAGGGGUAUACACUAAGGUUUGGAAUACAGAAGUGAGGCUUUACUAAUUUCAGGUAAUUUUAUUUAGCAUCCAUUUUCCAUGUACCCAUCAUUCACACAAGUAAUCAGCUGUAUAAAUCUGUGGUAGGGAACCUCGAGUCUAGGGGCCAGGCCUCUCUAUCCUACUUCUGUAGAUAAUUAAAUGGGGCAUAUCUAGGUGCAGCCCCUCUAAACUGAGAGUUCAUGAAGAAUAAGGAUAUUAGGUUUGGAUGCCAUGUUGAAUGAAAAAGAAACUAGCAUGUCAUGUGUGGAGAGGAAGUUAAGUGUUUCUGCAUUUUCAUUCAAUGUAAUCCUGCUUUGCUCUGUCCAUUUCAGGAUAUAGUCCCUGGCCCUACAUCCUUGUAAAUCUCUGUAAGAAAUAUCAGAAGUCUAUUCACACACACUUGUUCAUCAUUGCUUAAAACUGAAAAAAGCUUUUAGCGCCAUCAAUCCUGCUUUCAUUUUAGUGAAAUGCAACGUAUUUGACUUUCACAGUGUGGAAACUCAAGAAGCUGCUUAGUAUGAUGCCUGGUAAUGAGGCUGUGCUUUUUUGCUGACUGAGGUUAUCUGUUUUUAAUAGUUGCAUGCCAGGCAAAUAUGUAAUAGGUGAUCUUUUCCCCAUCGUUUUCAUUUCCAUGAGCUGAAUUUCUGCAUGUCAUGCAACUAUUACAGUGUGGUGUGGAAAAGCAGUCCUCUUC